Messenger RNA from Xiphophorus maculatus (southern platyfish), 4406 nucleotides. RefSeq lists its product as uncharacterized. The record is from RefSeq and is a predicted model, not a curated record. The transcript is spliced from 11 exons. Bases 181 to 4236 code for a protein of 1351 amino acids. NCBI's taxonomy places the organism in Eukaryota, Metazoa, Chordata, Actinopteri, Cyprinodontiformes, Poeciliidae.
GUGACCUGCGCGGAAAGAAACGAAUGUUGUUGCUCCUCCGUCUCCUACUUUUUGACUGUUUAAUCGAGUUUUAAAGAUGACGAAGACAGGAAAACCGGACUCUUACUGGGCUGGUGUUAUGCAGCUGUAUGCUCAGGGCAAGUUCCGAUUUACCACCGGGAAGAGACCUGGAGCCAGAAGAUGGAAAUCUGUCAUCCAGCGGAUAGACACAUGCCCACUGACUCCUGCCUUCAACCAAAAAGUCAGGACAAUCGACAUAUUUGGGAAAAAAAUUCCCUGCAACUGUGGUUAUCAUACGAGCAAUGUUGUGAACAUUGUGGGAAAAAGGUCAUGGGUGCAGUUGGUUUGCUUCAUCAUAUUGAAGAAGGUCAUGAGCCACCAGGCAAAACAUCACCAUCUAUGCCAGACCAACAUCAAGCAUUUAAACUACAUGGGAUACCAGCAACUUCACCCCAUAAACCAGCAGCAUCUCCCCAGAAACCAGCAAUACUUCCCCAUAAACCAGCAGCAUCUUCCCAGAAACCAGCAAUACUUCCCCAGAAACCAGCAGCAUCUUCCCAGAAACCAGCAAUACUUCCCCAGAAACCAGCAGCAUCUUCCCAGAAACCAGCAAUACUUCCCCAGAAACCAGCAGCAUCUCCCCAGAAACCAGCACUUCAGCCACAACAGUGCCUUGCAACAGUGCAACACCCCCAGCCAACUCCUUCAGUUGCUUCAUCUAUUCCCCACCUUAGGCCUCCGGAGGUGAAUUGGGUCAGCUUUCUUCCCAAGCAGUUUUUGCGGGUCAUCAAGCCAGCAGACCAGCAAUGGAUUGCACAGUGCCUUUAUAAUUCUACUGGACAGUUUAAACAACACUUCUCACAAAACUGGUUUCAUCCACCCUCUCUACCAAAGAUAAUGAAUGCACCUCCAGAUCCCCUGGUCUACUUCAGGCAGAGGAUGUUUUUAUGGGCACCUAUGCGGAUGUGGGGUAUUUCUCUUAAGUGUCAUCAAUGUAACACCAAGAUGCAUCACUCUGGGAUCUACACAAAGGUCAGAGAAGUUAUAGAUCUUGAUUCAAGAUAUUAUUUGAUUGGGGGAGAUUAUCCACGGUGCAGUAAAUGCAUGAUUCCUGUUUGUCCAUGGAGCACAGAGGUGCUAAAUCAGUUAGAUCCUGCCCAUAGAAACAGGUUUCCAGCCAUUCUCACCACACAACUGGCUCUGGACAAAAGGUGUGUGACUUUGCUGAAACCACGCACUGUUGGAAAUAGCUCCAGUUACGUGCAGCAAGCAUUAGAAGAACUGCACAGUGAGGAGUGGGCAAAACGCACCAUCGAUUAUCUGACUGACUGUGAGCUUCACAAGAAGAAGACCGCGUUAAGUAGGAUCCAUGAAGUGGUCUAUCAGAAUCCACCAGAGUUUAGCCCCCUUCCUCUUGCACAGUGGUUUGAGACUGUGCAUGCCAAUGAAAUACUCUGUCACUUGUCCGAGAUGAAGGGUGUCAUCACGUCAACAUAUGGAAGGAUUUUAAAGCUUGAUUCAACCAAAAAGAUCACCAAGAAACUUGCUGGUGGAAUUUCUGAGACCGCUACAUGGAUGACAAACAUCACCAAUGAAUAUGGCCAGGUUCUGAACUGUGUGCUGACCACAGGUGAAGGAGCAGGGUUAGAGGAACUGUGCCAAGGAAUUGUCAUGCGCUUCCGGAAUGCUGGGGAACCAGAGCCACAAAUCCUUUAUGUUGACAGAGACUGCUGUAGUGAAUCAGGUGUGCCUCCAGUGCUUGAGUGGUUUCGACCAUGGAAAACUAAAGUGAGGCUUGACAUCUUUCAUUACAUGAGACGAUUCACAACCGGUCUCACCACAGAACAUCAUCCUCUUUAUGGAACUUUCUGCUCCAAGCUGUCCUGCUGCAUUUUUGAAUGGGAUCAAGAUGAUGUCAGCUGCCUUAAAGAAGCAAAGAGGUCAGAGCUGAAGAAAAAAUAUACUGGUCAUCCUCCCACUGACGCCCAAGUUUUGGCCAACAUUAAUUCGAGUGAGCUUGCUAAACAUUGCAGAAGAAGGACAAGAGGGGUAGAAGAAACCCGGAACCUCAUUCAGGAAUUAUUAAACUCCAUGUGGGAACUGACUGACACCUCAGGUCUCCGCCUGAUCAACCCUGAGAGCAUGACUCAUGUGUGGCAAGUGCAGCAGAAGCACCUGCCAUGCAUCCAAGAUCCACCUGGUGUUGAACUGUACACCAAGCUUCGCUCAACACAAAAGGGAGACAAAGAAGUUCAAACCUUCAGAUGUAGCAGGGGCUCGUCUUCAGUUGAAAGCUUUCAUCGACACCAGUGCUCCUUCAUACCAGGAUGGAGAAGCAAUGCCAUGCACACUCAAAUGUAUAUGCUUGAGGGUGGAUCCAGAUGGAACAUGAAAAGAACCCAAGAAGCUUUAGAUAUGAGUCGCAGAUCGCACAGUAAACUCUAUGAUGUUCGUCUGAUGUCCAACCUCAACACUCUGAGCAACAAAGUGCUGGGUCAUGCCCUCUUGCCAGAGUUUGUUCCCCCAGGCUGUCCGACAGGUGAGCGGAUUGCUGUGGAGUAUCUUCUUGCACAGUCAGACAGAGGAGACCUCUUAGGUCCCCAGCAGGACAGCGAACUGGGAGUUAUUUUGCCAGAGAUGCCAGCUAACGCUCAGGAGGACAGUCCUGAUGUCACCAUCAGUGACGUCACUGACAUUCUCUCAGAGAGCCCCCACGACAUGCUACAGUGUGAAAGCCAGUUGGAAAUGCCAUCCCCUAACAUUCUUUUUCUCCAGGAAGAAUCUUCUCCCAUGUCAUCUCAGGAAACCAGUAUCGACUCAACCCCUGCCUCUCCCACUCAUGCUGCUGCUUCAGUCGGAGGUCAGCUUACUGAUGACCACUCCUUUAGUGGACCAAGUAGCUGUUCCCAGGUGGACCAAGUAUCCCAGGAGACCCGGUGUGACUACAGAGGUUUUCCUGGAUGGGAGGCAGUUGACAGCUUGGCAGAGUACCUUUUGAGCCUCAACAGAACAAUAACUGCAUUGUCAACAACAGAGGUAGAAAAUGUCUUGCAGCUGUAUUCUAACCUGCAUGCUAUGGACAAGCAGCCUGCCAAAUACACCUUAAAAACCAAGAAGAGCACGUUACCAGGACCUUGGAGGGCUUCCCGGAAACGAAGUGGCUCUGCACCUGGUCAGCAAGCAGCUGAAAGACUCUUCAUGACCCAUGGCCAGGCUGCCCAGAGACCUGACGCAAACAGAGUGUCUGAGUGCGUUUGCCUCAAGCUGUUGAAAGAAUAUCAGCAAGCAAGAAACCGACCAAAAGACAGCAAGGGGAAGGUUUUACCCAUCCCACAAUCUAUUGUUCAAACGUACUGCCACUUUAAACAACUACUUGAGGACUCCAGGCCCAUACAGGACCAGACCAACUUGUUGUUGGUCACCAUCAACAAUACCACUGUGUGUGCUUGGCUACAUGAGCGGCAGAAGAGAACAGACAGGGACACUCUUCUCCAAGGUGUGAAUCUUCCUCCGAAGGUGUCCGUGGCUGACGCCUCCUUUCCACAAGCGAGACAGCUCCCCUCCCUUCCUGUGGAACAUGGACAUAAAAGCAUGGAGUUUAAGGAACCUGAAAACAGAGAAGGCGAGGCACUGAUCCGUCAACGGGUUGGUGGUAAAGCUGGCUCCGCCCAGCAAUGUCCUCCUUCAUACCAGCCAGGACUCUUUUCACAGGCCCCAGUUCCUGCCAGCUUCCUGUGUCCACAGACUAACCAGCCACCAUCAUCUGCUUGGUCCUACUGUGAGCAGAAUCAGAUGCCACAAGCGCCAUCCACUUCUUUGGGUUUCUGCUACGGUCCACCAGCUCCAGUUUUGACCUCAUUUGGACAAGGACAGUUCCCACCCCUGCCAUCUCCUCUGGGUCCAUUAUAUCAGUACUAUAGACCACCACUUCACUCAUCAAUCCCAGCAGCUGCUGCUGGUUCAGCAUCAUCAUCACCAUCAGAUCAGGCUCCAGCCAACAUGAAUCGCUACAGGAAGUGGAGACAGAAUAGGGCAGAAUUAGAAGACCAGGAACGCCUGGCAAGAGGGGAGCCUCCCAAAAAGCGCCAAUGGAAGCAGGACUACCACUAUCAGUGUUCAGUUUGUGGCCAGGCGAAAAACAAAAGCACUGGCCAUACACAGAUUAAGGGAAAAUGGUACUGUCCAGCCUCUGGACAGACCAUUUUGGAAUGGAAAGAGUCUCUUGGGAAGCAGUGACUGUUUGAAAGAUUUUCUUUUUAGUUUUCAUCUUUUAAUAUCUCAUCAUUUUUGUUCUAGGUGUUGCUAUCUGUAUGUUUUUAGUGAGCCUUUAGGUGCUGCUUUAUACAUGUUGAGGUAUAUUGUUAGUCCUCUGUGAAUGUAGUUGUGUAAGAGUGAAUAAAUGUCAC